AUGAUAGAUUGGACUGGUCCCUCAGCAGCCCCCCUCCGCUCCGCGCCCACCAAACCCGCCUGUACCCAAUCACGCCACUGCCCUUCCUUCCUCUCCCGCUCCCACCCUUUCCCUCCGCACUGCUGUGCCUUCCCCUCCCCCCUUCUCCAUGCCCUGCUCCCCCCUUCUCCAUGCCCUGCUCGCCCCUUCUCCAUGCCCUGCUCGCCCCUGCGCGCCCCACCUCUGAGUGCGCCAGGUGUGUUUCCGCAACGCACUCUUCCCGCUGAACCGCCUGCACACGGCGCAGGCAGCGGACACGCUGAGGCAGUGGGCGCUGCUGGGCGCGGGGGGGCGCAGCAAGGGCAAGGGCAAGAAGGGGAGGCAGUCGGGUGUGGUGCGCGUGAAAGUGCUGCGCACCAGCCGCAGCCUGCCGCCCGUGCCAGCCACGCCUGGAUCCCAGGUCUCCUCUGCCCCACGGCGCAUGAGGUGGCAGGUGAUGGUGCUGGAGCGAGGUGCCUGGUGGCAACAGGCAUGGCGCGCAUGCUCUUGGAGCCACGAGCGGGUGCCCCUCGCCCCGCAGCGCAUGCGCUGGCAGGUGAUGCUGCUGGAGCGGAAGCAGGGUUAGUGUGCACGACCCCCCACCCCAUGCUCCUGCCGAGUUCUCCUCGUGCCAUCUGUGUCUCCCUGCGACUCAAUCCAGCUGCCAUCAGCCCCUCGGUGCAUGCGCUGGCAGCUGACGCUGCUGGAGCGGGAGCAAGGGUGGUCUCCUCUCCAUGCCCCUCGCCUCAGCAAUGCCCCCCUGUGACGGUGCUGGAGCGCGAGAGGGGGCGGUCGGUGAUGAAUGGGCAGGAGGUGGCGCGCGUGGCACAUGCUCUCUUCCCCGAGAUGCCGCUGCUCAUCGCCCGGGUCGGCAAGGCCUCUGCCUCUGACCACGCUCUGCUGCUCAAGAACACCCUGGUGCUGAUAUCCCUGCACGGCACGCCGCUCACCACGGCACUCUUCAUGCCGCGCGGCUCAGUGGUGGUGGAGCUCUUCCCCUACAAGUUCCUCAGCACGCUCUACAAGAAGAUCGCCAUGCGCUCCGGUGUGCACUACCUCGCCUGGCGCAACAUCCAUGACAUCAGCGCCUUUUUCCGCAACUCGUGCAUGAAGGACGGGGGGUUCACGCACCUGCCCGAGGAGCAGUGCUGGAAUAUUCACGAAUGCGAAGGGAGCAGCAGCGCGUCGUCGAGUGACACCCAUAGCAGCACCGCCAAGGCGCUCGGCGCCCGCAGCGCAGCAAUCGUCCUUGCUCGCUCGGCACACGCGGUGUCACUAUCAGUGAACCCCUGGUGCGAGAGGAGAGGGGGCAGCAAGAGCAGCGUGGGCACACGGGGGGCAGCGAGAGGGGCGAUGGAGGCGGGAGCGAAGCGGCCUGAAGAUGUGUCUCUGCCCAAAGCGACAAUGAGUAGGCUAAUAAAGGAGAUGCUGCCACGCGACGUGCGAGUUUCCAAGGACACGCAAGACCUCCUCAUGGACUGCUGCCUCGAGUUCAUCAAUCUGAUCUCAUCAGAGGCGAAUGAGAUGUGCAGCAAGGAGGACAAGCGCACCAUCGCCCCCGAGCACGUGCUGCAGGCGCUCGAGUCGCUGGGCUUCAGCAGCUAUCUGGCGGAGGUGCAGGCAGCAUACGACCAGCACAAGUCUGAAACACUGGAGUCACCGCGGGCGCUGGGGCGGUCGAGCAGCAGCAAGGCAUCGGGGGCGGUGGGGAUGAGUGAGGAGGAGGCGAUAGCGGAGCAGCAGAAGAUGUUUGCCGAGGCGCGCGCUGCCAUGCUCAACCUGCAACGGCCCCCCUCCUGA
This is a messenger RNA of Closterium sp. Naga37s-1, 1818 nucleotides long. Lineage: Eukaryota; Viridiplantae; Streptophyta; Zygnematophyceae; Desmidiales; Closteriaceae. The record is from the annotation of a GenBank genome assembly.